GCGUAGGCUUGUGAUUGUGAGUUGUGACGCCCCACGGGCAGACACGUACACCGGCAGUGUAUAUGUCUCAACCAUCACACGUGCGCGCCUCUCGUCCAUCCUCCACACGUGCGCUCAAAGCGAGCCUGUCCGCGGGCCGCCCCCUGUCCGCACGCACGCAUCUCCACCGUCCGAUCCUCAGCCGAUGGCGGCGGAGCCCGCGGCGGACGACCACGGUCCCCGGCCACCCCUGGCGGAUGGCGCCGUCGCUGCCGGCGGGGGCGACGCCUCCUCGGCCGCGGCGGCGGCGGAGGCGCUGAUGAGCGCGGCGUCGGAGCAGCUCACGCUGGUGUACCAGGGCGACGUCUUCAUCUUCGACCCCGUCCCGCCCCAAAAGGUUCAGGCUGUUCUUUUAGUACUUGGAGGGUACGAGGUUCCGCCUGGUUUGGUAAACAUGGCUGUUCCUACGGCAAAUGAUGAGAAGAAUACAACUGUGGCUGCUAGAAGGGUUGCUUCCUUAAUGAGAUUCCGUGAGAAGAGAAAGGAAAGAUGUUUCGAUAAAAGGAUUAGAUACAGUGUGCGCAAGGAGGUCGCCCAAAACUGCCAGGGAACAAACCCUGGACUACCUAUUGCUGCUCGCCACCAUUCACCACUGGGAAUAUAUCCCAGGAUGAAACGGCGUAAAGGUCAAUUUGCUGGGAGAUCAGAUUUUGGUGAUGGUGCCACUUCUUCUGCAGCUUGUGUCUGUCCAACUAACGGCGAGGAUGAUCAUUUGCGAGAAACCCAUUGCCAAAAUUGUGGCAUCAGCUCAAGGCUUACUCCAGCCAUGCGCCGGGGCCCAGCUGGUCCAAGGUCGCUCUGCAACGCUUGCGGCUUAAUGUGGGCAAAUAAGGGUACUCUAAGAAGUCCUCUGAAUGCACCCAAAAUGACUCAGCAGCAGCUUGCCAAUCCAAGUAAAAUGGGAGAUACUGAUGUCAAAAACUCAAUUGUUCUUCCUGUGGAGUAUAAUCAAGCCACAGUCAAAACUGACUCGAUGAUGCCAAAACAGGAGCAGAAACUGGACACACGCCCGCCCACCGAAGAAGAUAUCAAGGCAGUUUCAUGACAAAUGCUCAAACGUGUAUAUAAAUUGAGACAUAGGUUUCUGUCAGAAAUUCCCAAGUUUAGGAUGACUUAUAAGGCAGAGAAACUAACAAAGGCUGCACCAUUGCGAAAAAAAUGCAUGCAUUGUGUUGCCACAUUUAUCUGAUUAUCUCCCUACCCGAUUCAUAUUGUAUUGCUGACAGUAAUGCAGUUCUUACUCCUUACCCUGUUUCAACCAGACUGGUUGACUGGGCAGCAACUCAAAAUGUUUUCCAGAAUACUAUGGCAUUCUUGGGAAAUGUUUGUUUAUUGUUGUACAAACCACUUCAAUAGUAAUUUGCAUCAACUUCAAUGCAAUUUGUUUUAUAGAAAAAUCCCGUGAUAUUGUGGUA
Molecule: messenger RNA, 1454 nt
Organism: Sorghum bicolor (sorghum)
Lineage: Eukaryota; Viridiplantae; Streptophyta; Magnoliopsida; Poales; Poaceae
Product: GATA transcription factor 19
Exons: 9
Coding region: 185-1084 (299 amino acids)
Biological process (GO): regulation of DNA-templated transcription
Molecular function (GO): protein binding; sequence-specific DNA binding; zinc ion binding
Source: RefSeq, a predicted model, not a curated record